AUAUAUAAUAAAGAUAAUACAUGGUACACUAUGACUUAACUUCUUCAAGCUUGGUCCAAAUUAAUUUACCAAUGAUUAGGUCAUUAGUUAGCUUUGUCUACAUAACUACUGAAUCAAACUCAGCAAUUGGCUUGGGAUAACUCAUGUUUGUCACUUCACAAUCUAUGGCUUGCACAAUUCUUUAUAAUUAAUAAUGAUAAUUGAGAACUAUUCACAUUCUUCGAUUAAGUAUAAAAAAGUGAGUGUAUCCAGUUAAAGUAUAUCAGUUUUCAAUUGACCAUGGCAGGAGCAAUGCUACAUGUUGAGUUCCUAGAGACCAGUAGAGGAGGCAGGCAUUUGAUAUGGAAUGGCUACACACAUCGCCAGAACAACAAAAGAGAUACUUGGAUCUCUUGGAAGUGCAUAGACAGAUAUUGCAGGGCUACAAUAUGCACAAGAAAUGAUGUACCUUCAAAGAUUGGCCAACCACACAAUCACCUACCAAACCAUGCAUCAGUCAAUAGUAGAAAGAUAUUAGAAUCUGUUAGAUCUAGAUGCAGAUCAGAAACUACACCUAUACCAUCAAUUUACGAUGAAGAAAUAACAAAACUCAGAGAUGCACCAUGGGAUGCCCAGACCCUGGAGACUGCACAAAAACUGCCUACCUUCGAAAGUAAGAUAUCAGCACUCUAUCGUACCAGACAAAAACUGUACCCAGGCAUACCAAAUACUAGACCGAGAAUACAACUUGAAGGAAAAUUUCGCCAGACCACAAGUAGAGAACCAUUUUUACAUGCUGAUGAUGGCGACAUCAACAAGCUACUCAUAUUUACAACUGCUGAAAAUCUACGACAACUGUGCACUGCAGACACUGUAUACUGUGAUGGAACUUUCUACACAGCACCACCAAUGUUUGACAGCAUUUUCACCAUUCAUGCAUUUGUUGGGACAGCCAUGUUUCCAUUGGUGUAUUCUUUGCUUCCACAGCGAGAUGCUGACACUUAUAUAAGAUUCUUCAAUCUCCUGAAAAACAUCGCCAACCAACAUAACCUCAACUUUCAUCCAGACAGAGUUAGCCUUGACUUUGAAUGUGCAUCAAGAAAUGCAGUAUCUCAUGUCUUUCCAAACGCACAACUCAGAGGUUGUUUGUUCCACUACGCAAAAGCAAUAUGGAAAAAGACACAGGAAUAUGGACUGCAAACUCAAUAUAAAGAUGUCCCAGAUGUCAACAAACUCGUCCGUUCUGCAGCAGCUUUACCAUUACUGCCCUUAGAUCGUUUGGAAGACUACUGGUUACAAGCCUUGGAAAACGCACCACAGUCAGAUGCUUGCACCAAAUUAACAAACUAUGUAAUUCUGACAUGGAUAGAGGACAGAUACCCACAACCAACCUGGAACCACCACCAAACAGAAAGACCCAGGACAAAUAAUCAUUUAGAGGGCUGGAAUAACAAGCUGAAAAAGAGCGUCAAAACCGCACAUUCAAACAUAUUUGAAAUAAUCAAUGGGUUCAAGAAAGAGCAAGCAUCUAACGAGGUAAAGAAAGUACAGUAUGCAGCAGGUGGCAAGAUGAGGGGGAAAGCAAAGAAGUAUAGAGAAAUAGAAGAAAGAUUCGCCACUUUGAGGGAAACCCUACACAAUGGUACAACUGACUAUAUUCAGUAUGGUGAUGCAGCAUCUUACUUUCUCAAACUUGGAAACUAAAUGAACUUUUAACUUUCAAAUGUAUACAUCAGUGCCUUUUUUUUCACAAUAUGAACUAUAUGGAAAUAAUUCUUAUGUUUUAUGUAUAAGUGCUUAUUGUUAUGCUAUUAUUUAUAAAAUUGUGCUUUGAAAUCAGUGCUGAUUCAGAAAUAAAAUAUUUGUUAUGAUAGUUUGAUAUUUCUCUUUAUUUAUUCAUUAAAAUAUGAAACAUCCAUAUCCAAUUUGUCAUCUCUAAUAAGACUUUAUUUACAAAAUAUAACACAUGAGUAAAAAAAAAAUACAAUUUCAGAAAAAGAAGAGCAACUAUAAAAAAAAAUAUUUAAAAAGUGGGACACAAAAAAUCAAAAAAAAAAAAUCUUCUUUUAAAUAGUAUUUCAUGGUAGAAUUUGACAUCAAAAUAACAAAUAUCAACUAAUUGCACUACAAACAAAACAUAACUUAAUUACAUUGUUUACAGAAGCUCCCAUUUCGCCUUAGUUAAUUCUUGUGUAUCUGAAAAUUUGUACUAAGGCAAACUGGGAUUAAUUUUAUAGAAUUAUUUUGACAGCUAAGGCGAAAUGAGAAUAAGCCUUCUAGAGUUAUGCCCCUUUACAAUUGGAAAAAUUGUUGAAUUUUUAGUUUCCGUUCUCUAACUUAAGUUUGAUGAAACCAAAUGUUAUGAAACUUAUACACAAUGCUUAUUACCACAAAACACAUAUCAAGUUUGAAUUUUAGUGGCGUCACUUUUACCAUUCUAGAGUUAUGCCCCCUUACAAAUGGAACAAUUGCUGAAUUUUUCGUUUCCGUUCUCUAACUUUAGUUUCCCUCAACUAAACGUUAUGAAUCUUAUACACAAUGUUUAUUACCACAAUACACAGAUCAAGUUUGAAUUUUGAUAGCGUCGCUUUUACCAUUCUUGAGUUACGUCCCUUUAUAAUGUUGUAU
Mytilus californianus (California mussel) is the source of this 2607-nucleotide messenger RNA. RefSeq lists its product as uncharacterized. The coding region runs from base 280 to 1683 and encodes 467 amino acids. The transcript has a single exon. NCBI's taxonomy places the organism in Eukaryota, Metazoa, Mollusca, Bivalvia, Mytilida, Mytilidae. The record is from RefSeq and is a predicted model, not a curated record.